AUGUCAGGCCGAAACGGGUCUGCCAGUGAUGCAGACUGCCGGAUCUCUGAGGACUGCCAAGUCCCAGAUGUUGAGCUGAUGGAGCUGGGGCCACUGCUGGAAGAGGAGGGGCACGGCAGGCAGCAUCCAAAAGGCGCUGCAAUGCUUGCUGAUGAGGAAGAGGAUGAAGUGGGCGAAGUUCUGACCUUACCACUACAGGCUCACCACGCCAUGGAGAAGAUGGAGGAGUUUGUACACAAGGUUUGGGAGGGGCGCUGGAGAGUCAUCCCUUUCCACGUCCUGCCAGAGUGGCUGAAGGACAACGAUUACCUCCUGCAUGGACAUCGACCACCCAUGCCCUCCUUCCGGGCCUGUUUUGGAAGCAUCUUCAGAAUUCACACUGAAACCGGAAACAUCUGGACUCACCUGUUAGGGCUGAUCUUAUUCCUGUGUCUGGGCACGUUAACUAUGCUGCGGCCCAACAUGUAUUUUAUGGCCCCACUGCAAGAGAAGGUUGUGUUUGGGAUGUUCUUCCUGGGCGCGGUGCUCUGCCUCAGCUUCUCCUGGCUUUUUCAUACUGUCUACUGCCACUCUGAGAAAGUGUCUCGCACAUUCUCCAAGCUUGACUACUCGGGGAUCGCCCUCCUAAUCAUGGGCUCCUUCGUGCCCUGGCUGUACUACUCCUUCUAUUGUUCCCCUCAGCCUCGCCUUAUCUACCUCACCAUUGUAUGUAUCCUCGGCAUUGCCGCCAUCAUUGUCGCCCAGUGGGACCGAUUCUCUACACCUCGUCACAGACCUACAAGAGCAGGCGUCUUCAUGGGUCUCGGGCUAAGUGGCAUUGUUCCCACCAUGCACUUCACCAUUGAGGAGGGCUUUGUUAAGGCCACCACAGUCGGACAGAUGGGUUGGUUCUUGAUGGGGGCCAUGUAUAUCACCGGCGCUGGUCUGUACGCAGCCAGGAUCCCCGAACGUUAUUUCCCCGGCAAAUGUGACAUUUGGUUCCAUUCUCAUCAGAUUUUUCACGUUCUGGUCGUGGCAGCAGCGUUCAUCCAUUUCUACGGCGUUUCCAACCUGCAGGAGUUCCGAUACGGCCUCGAGGGGGAUGCACAGAUGACUCUCUACUCUGAGAGGCCUGACUGUGACUUAAACUUUUCUCUAUAGCCCCCCACACACACACAAACACACACACACACACGCGCGCACACACAAACACACACACAAAAUGCUGCUGGAAUUCAAUAUAGUCACUUAUUCCUCCUUCCAUACUUCUGAUUUUCUAACAUCUUAUUUGGGUUUUUGAUCUUUCUGCUUUGGCUCCU
This is a messenger RNA of Archocentrus centrarchus (flier cichlid), 1298 nucleotides long. Its product is annotated as adiponectin receptor protein 1-like. Lineage: Eukaryota; Metazoa; Chordata; Actinopteri; Cichliformes; Cichlidae. The record is from RefSeq and is a predicted model, not a curated record. Gene Ontology annotation, biological process: adiponectin-activated signaling pathway. Gene Ontology annotation, molecular function: signaling receptor activity. Gene Ontology annotation, cellular component: plasma membrane.